AUGUCAGCGACAUCAUCCUCCCCUACUACAUCCCCGGUAAAACCGCAUUUCCCAAGGCCACAACACAACUGCCUCGAGUGCAAGAGGCUCAAGAGAGCCUGCGAUAAGAAACUCCCUUGCGGCAAAUGCGAGAAGGCAGGCCGCAACUGCGAGUACAGAGACUCUGGCGACGAUGGCGUGUUUGGACCCAUCUCGGCUGCGAGGGACAUUCACUCGCUGGCCUUUGGCACUCUCCUUGACAUUUUGGUACACAAGCAGGGCAUCAAGGAAGCCAUCUCGUCCUACUUCGAUGGCGUCAACACUUGGUUCACUGUCGUCGAAAGGGCCGCUUUCGAGAGGGAGCUCGAGGCCAACUGGGAUAAUCUCCAGGCCGAGACCAGCGCCAUGGCCCUCUGCAUGGCCCUCAUCGCCCGUCCGCCAAACCAAAAGUCGAGCAAGGGCAUGGGAGACACCGUCUAUCCCUCCACCAAGGCCAUCCUGAGCCUCGUGCAGAGCAAGGUUCCCAUCUCGACCAAGAUGCUGCAGGCCGAGCUCCUUGUCGCCAUGUACGAAUUCUCUCACUCGAUGCCCCAGCAAGCCUACCUCUCCCUGGGACGCUGCCUCCAGAUGACCAAGGCAAUGGGUUGGCACGACCCGACGUUCUGGGCCCUCGAGAAGCAGAUAUCCAGGCCGGCCGACCUGAAGCUUUGCUCCAUCUUGUGCCUCCUGAAUGUCGCUUACCAAGACCCUGCGACACAAGGGUAUCCGAUGAACACGAUGGGGCUCAAUCUGGGAUUUCCGAUUCCCGGCCCAGACGCGCUCGACCAGUUCUUUCCCGGUUCUCCAUUUCAGAUCGGAGGCCAAAACCAGGGAUUUCGGGACGCCAACAGCGACCAAAUGGCUGGAGUCGUCUUUCCCGAAGCUGUUAGUGCCUGGUACCUCUUUCAGGUCCUGCAACACCUAUCGAAUCCCGCAGUGCAGGACAACGAUAGUCGCAGGGAGCUCUCCAACCACAUCUUCCGACACAUGAAAGCCACGGGGAGAUCGAGGUGGAGGGCCUGUGACCGUGCAAUAGGCACGGAUUUGAUAGCGCUAAUGAAACUUCACCAGCCUCAUCUCGCAGGGAUGCCCGACCCUCUGACUAUGAUGAUCGACCCGAGUCACGCUGAGGAUACCACGAGGAUGCGUACUGUCAUCGACGUGAUCCACGGCAAGGCCGGGAAAGUAACCCAGAUUGAGGAGCUGGACAGAGGUGCCGUCGACCCUUCUUGGGCCUUUGCCAUGUGCUACGCAUCGCAGCUGCUCAUCUCGUACGGUUACAACACCCUCCAGGACCUCAAUUGGCUCCAGAAGGUUGCCGACCUCAGGGCUGCUCUCGAGAGAGUAUCGAGGAGGUGGAAGAUUGCAGAACAAUACUGCAGACAGGUCACAAUCGACCUAGACAACCGCCUUGCUGCCGGGUUUGUUAACUGA
Molecule: messenger RNA, 1452 nt
Organism: Thermothelomyces thermophilus ATCC 42464
Lineage: Eukaryota; Fungi; Ascomycota; Sordariomycetes; Sordariales; Chaetomiaceae
Exons: 4
Coding region: 1-1452 (483 amino acids)
Biological process (GO): DNA-templated transcription; regulation of DNA-templated transcription
Molecular function (GO): DNA binding; zinc ion binding; DNA-binding transcription factor activity, RNA polymerase II-specific
Source: RefSeq, a predicted model, not a curated record